Guillardia theta CCMP2712 is the source of this 702-nucleotide messenger RNA. RefSeq lists its product as hypothetical. The transcript is spliced from 2 exons. The record is from RefSeq and is a predicted model, not a curated record. The coding region runs from base 1 to 702 and encodes 233 amino acids. NCBI's taxonomy places the organism in Eukaryota, Cryptophyceae, Pyrenomonadales, Geminigeraceae.
AUGGCUGGCCAUUCAAAGUGGCACAACAUCCGGCAUAAGAAGGGGGCGGAGGACGCGAAGAAAUCGAUCCUUUACACAAGAAUCUCGUCUCAGAUUCGCAACGCCCUGGACCAUGGAGGGAACGUACCAACGAACCUGCACCUCCAGAACGUCCUGAAGAAAGCGAAAGACCUCAAGGUCCCCAAGGAGAUCAUCGAACGAUCGAUCGAGAAGGCUAUGCAGGCUAAGUCAGGUGGUGUGGCCGUGUAUGAGGGGGUGGGCCCAUCAGGCGUCUCUUUCAUGGUCCAAUGCAUCACAGACAACCGCGCAAGGACAUUCAGCCACCUCAAACAUCUGUUCUCCAAGCACGGGGGGAACUUGGCGGGCUCCGUUGCGUAUAAGUUCAAGAAAGUCGGAGCGAUUGAAUUCCACAACAUCUCCAAGGAGCAGGAAGAGGACUUCAUGGACAAGGCGAUUUCGCUGGGAGCUGAAGAGAUUGAAGGAGAAAACGGUGAAUUCUCGAUUGAAUGCGCUCCUGACAGUUUGGGAACCGUUGUGAAGGGUCUGGAGGAAUUAGGAUACAGCUGUGAAUCGUCACAACUUGCUUUCGUCGCAACAACUCCGAUUGAAGUAUCCGAAGAUGCUAGGGAUGCGAUAAGCUCUUUCGUCGAGGACCUCGAGGGCGAUGGAGAUGUAGAGGCGGUAUAUCACGAUGCAGUGUAG